Messenger RNA from Alternaria alternata, 1438 nucleotides. RefSeq lists its product as hypothetical. The record is from RefSeq and is a predicted model, not a curated record. Bases 138 to 1280 code for a protein of 380 amino acids. Lineage: Eukaryota; Fungi; Ascomycota; Dothideomycetes; Pleosporales; Pleosporaceae. The transcript is spliced from 2 exons.
CGGCUGACUGCACCGAGUUGUAAGGCUUCGCGCAUAAAGUCGACUCAGCAGUGCUCACGAUCCUGCUAAUCCUUAUUUCGAAAAAGAUUCUCUUACAACUAGAGUAGCGUUUGGUCAACAGAUCCCCUUCAGCUACUAUGAUCUCUCUUGUUCCCACACAACGCCUUGUCCUGUUCCUUGCACUUGCGACGUCGGCGUGCGCAUACAGCAACCACCUCUGGCACGUAGAUUUUGACACCUUUGGGAAAUGGAAGAUAAUUCAAGAAGAGGAAGAAUGCUGGGAGGCAUACCGAACUCUCAACAAGUCUCCUUACAACUCUAAUUCAACUGCGCUCGUCGACUGCAUACUCGCCAAGACCGACGAAGUCACAAAGUCCGAAUUCGGCGUUGUAGCCGUCAUGCUUGGUCUACUUCCUGGGGUGCUGCAACUCAUAGGCCCUAAACUCAGCGACCUCGCCAUCCUCGCUACCCGAAGACCCAUUCUGGCACUGUUUCUAACGGUCGGAUCGCCGUGUCCAGCUCUGGACUACGAGACCACAGGCAUGGAGUCUCUUCUCGCCGAGGACUCGCCGCCUUUCUGGCCCGCCUGGUUGAGGACGCGACGGCCAUGGUUGAGCGUUGUAAUUUCUCUCCUAGAAUACUUUGCGGUUAUGGUGGCCGCUGGAAAUGUGGUGUAUCAUUUCUACCGCCUUACAUUCUAUGCUGUCGUCUUGAUCAGCACCCAGAUGGGGCAGUACGGCGGUACGCUAGAAGCCUUUGCGCCGCUGCUCUGGGCCUUCAUUGGUAUCCCUAUACACUUUCUUGGCGUCUUGCAACUACGUUUGUGCCGCGUUCCUUUGGCAGACGAUGCUGCAUCGGCACGCCCGCGGAACAAAACCUCGUUAAUCUCCCUCCUACGAAAUGAAAUCACUCCUUGUGCCUUCGCGACAGACAUCGAAUCCGACGAAAUCAAACUCCAAAACGGUCCGACCUAUCAGAUUCUCAACUGGCUGAUCAGGCUUUGCAUUUGGGCUGAUGUCAUUUACGGGAUCAUCGUUCUCUCGACCAUCCUAUUCGUCCCCAUGUGGAGCGCUAUUUGGAUGAUUGGUCUUAUAUUUACGGGGACACUUGUUUGUAGGUUAGUCUUGGCCUUCGAGAUGCACGGGUUGCGUGAGGUGCCAAAGGUGUAUGGGAAAGCCUCAAAGGGAUCCAUGGAAACUGGUUAUGAGAUGGCACGGUUCAUGCCUGAGAAUGGAAAAGCGUCAUCGCAAGAGCAUACCUUGCCUCUGUUGCAUCGCUGAUCUAAAAGGGGUCAAGCAGAAGUAGAGAGCGCAACGUUAGUUCAUGCGUGGUGCUUGAGGGCAACGGAUUUCUGCUACACGUACAACGAUGAUACAAAGCAACGUUUUUACGAAUCUAGUAAGCUAUAAUUGUACUCAAACUACACUAUCUGAAAACC